AUGGGCUCCAGCCCGCUCACUGGGGCCUCGCCGCCCUCCUUCAUGCAGGGAUUAUGCCGGGACCCGUAUUGCCUGAGCUACCACAGCGCCUCGCACCUGGGCUCCAGCAACUGCUCCAGCUGCGUGCACGACCCCGGCAGCCUGAAGAGCGGAUACCCCUUGGUGUACCCCACGCACCCCCUGCACUCGGUGCACACCACGCUCUCCUCCAGCGGCACCCCCAGCCUGCCCGGCCACCCCCUCUACACCUACGGCUUCAUGCUGCAGAACGACCCCCUGCCCCACAUAUGCAACUGGGUGUCUGCCAGCGGACCCUGCGACAAGAGGUUUGCCACCUCGGAGGAGCUGCUCACCCACCUACGGACCCACACGGCCCUGCCGGGGGCGGAAAAACUCUUGGCGGGUUAUCCUACCUCCGGGCUGGGCUCCGCAGCCUCCUGCCACCUCCACCUCCCGCCCGCCGCCCCCGGGAGCCCCAACACGUUACCCGCCUCCCUCUCCUUGAGGAGCCCACACACUUUGGGACUAAACAGGUACCACCCCUACGGCAAGAGCCAUUUGGCCACAAAAAAUGUGCGAGGUUUCAAACCUCUCCGGGAGGCAAAAGUCACCUAA
Molecule: messenger RNA, 615 nt
Organism: Egretta garzetta (little egret)
Lineage: Eukaryota; Metazoa; Chordata; Aves; Pelecaniformes; Ardeidae
Gene: ZNF703
Product: zinc finger protein 703
Exons: 3
Coding region: 1-615 (204 amino acids)
Biological process (GO): negative regulation of DNA-templated transcription
Cellular component (GO): nucleus
Source: RefSeq, a predicted model, not a curated record